Molecule: messenger RNA, 2839 nt
Organism: Pygocentrus nattereri (red-bellied piranha)
Lineage: Eukaryota; Metazoa; Chordata; Actinopteri; Characiformes; Serrasalmidae
Product: complement factor B-like
Exons: 18
Coding region: 72-2372 (766 amino acids)
Biological process (GO): proteolysis; complement activation
Cellular component (GO): extracellular region
Molecular function (GO): serine-type endopeptidase activity
Source: RefSeq, a predicted model, not a curated record
UAUAAAAAUGUGGUGCCACUCUUCCAGUUCUUUACUUCACAUCUCAUUUACAGAAAGCUUCAGGAGACAACAUGGAGUCUGUGCUUUGCUAUUUACUCUUUUUUGUGAUGACUGGCAUUUGUCCUCUUGUGACUGGUACGCCAUCUCAUUUUAAGUGCUCAGAUAUAAACAUAAACAUCACUGGAGGCACCUUCACUCUCUCUAACAAUUAUGAUGAAGAUAGCAUCCUGAGGUACCGUUGUCCACAGGGUUAUUAUCCAUAUCCUGUAAAAAUGCGGCAGUGUUCCAGAGGCAAGUGGGAUCCUGUGCCCACCAGGAGACAGCGAGAGUGCAGGAAGGUUACAUGUCCUAAUCCAAAUGUUCUGGACAAUGGAGUCGUGGAGCCCUAUAAGCCGCUGUACUAUGUGAAUGACACGACUACCUACAGGUGUCAUUCUGAUUACACAUUCCGGGGGUCCCCCACACGUGUGUGCCAGCUCAACGGCAAAUGGAGCGGCAGCACGCCGAUCUGUAGCCGUGACUCUGAUCACUGCCCUGAUCCCGGAACGCCCCCUGGUGGCAGCAGAACAGGGCACAUUUUCAAUAUUGAUGACAAAGUGACCUACCGCUGUGAUAAUAAGCUGAAACUGCUGGGCUCCAAAGUGCGUGUGUGUCAGGAUGGUGGCCAGUGGUCAGGACGAGAGCCAGAGUGCUACGCUGAUUUCACAUACGACACUCCAGCAGAAGUAGCGGAGGCUUUCGGCAGCACUCUAAAGACUACUCUGACCAUACAUGAGGAAAAAGAUCAACAAGGGAAGAAAAUCACAUUGGACCGGAAAGGAAAGCUCAACAUCUACAUUGCUCUGGAUGCAUCUGACAGCAUAGAAGAAGAAGACUUUGAACGAGCAAAGGCGGUCAUUAUAAAGCUCAUUGAAAAGAUCAGCUACUAUGAGGUCUCUCCAAAUUAUGAGAUCAUCAUUUUUGCCACAGAGGUGACAAGAAUAGUUAGCAUCGCAGAUUUCAAAAGGGAGGAUGAAAAAAAAUUGUAUAAAAUUAUUAAGACGCUGAAGGAUUAUAAAUAUGAUGAUAAAGGACAGAAAACAGGGACCAAUAUUGCCAAAGCCUUCAAAGUUAUUGCGGAUAGUGUGAGUUUUGAGAAGACCGGCAAUAAAACAGCCUUCACUGAAACUCGUCAUGUCAUCAUCAUGUUCACUGAUGGUAUAUACAAUAUGGGAGGAACCCCCGUAUACAAUAUUGAAGAAAUCAAGCAACUUGUGUACAAUGGAGAUGAAGUGAAACGGGAUCAAUAUCUUGAUAUAUAUGUGUUUGGAGUGGGUGAAGAUGUAGAGAAGGAGAAUAUCGAUUUAUGGGUGACAAACAGACGAGAUGAAAAGCAUUUCUUCAUACUCCCAGACAUGAAAAAUGUGCAAGAAACGUUUGAUGAGAUGAUUGAUGAAAGCACUAGUGUGGGUCUGUGUGGACUCCACAGAAGCCACAGUCCUGAUGAACAAAACGAUGAAAUCAGACGCUUCAGCUAUCCCUGGAUGAUCAGUUUUUUGGUGACUCGCGAUGAUGGCCAAACAUCAAACUGCUUAGGAUCGCUUGUCACUCCUUCAUUUAUUCUAACUGCGGCCCACUGCUUCAAGUUGCUUGAAGAUGUUCCUGAUCAAAUCUCAUUCCAUAUACCAAGUGGCACAAAUACGCAGCCACUAAAGGCAAAGGACUUCAAGAUUCAUCCACAAUACAAACCCAGAGGUAAAGUGUCAGAAGGAAUUUCGGAGUAUUAUGAAUAUGAUGUGGCUCUCAUAGAACUGGAAAAGGAGAUAGAAGCUGAUGCCAGUCUCAGACCCAUUUGCAUUCCCUGCACCAAGGAGACGAGUGGGGCUCUAAGACUGACUGGCAGUGAUGUGACAUGCGCAAAACACAAGGAAGAGCUUUUGAAAGGUGACCUUGUUAAAGCUUUCUUUAUGUCAUCUAAACGAAAACAAGACAUUUUUCCAAAGAAUCCUAUCCAGAUCAAACUGGGGCAUAAGAGGGAUGCAUGUAUUGAAGAUGCCAAAAAGGCAUUAAACAUCUCAGAUGAAAAAGCAAAGCUGCUUAUUACAGACAAUUUCUUAUGCACCGGUGGAGAGGAACAAAAUCAUGUUGAUGAAGUUUCUUGCAAAGGUGACUCUGGUGGGGCUACAUUCGUGCAGGACCAGGUUCGGGCAUUCCAGGUUGGAGUUGUCAGCUGGGGUCUGAAAGAUCUGUGCACAGGCAGCGACAAUUACGGUGAACUUGCAACAGCCAGAGACUUCCACAUAGACCUCUUCAAUCCAGGGGUGCAGGAUUUUCUUAAGUUGUACCUGGGUAAUGAAACAAGAGGGACUCCUCUGACAUUUUUGGAAAGAUAAAAGCUGAGGUCCACCCUUGUCAUUUGACCUAUUUUCUUUAUACCUUUUCACCAGAAAUUUAUCACUGUAACUUUUGAACAUUUUCUGUGAUUUUUACAAAUAAUAAUGGACAAAGUUACAGUCUAAAACAGCAGAUACAGAAAAGGCCUGUAUUGUUUUAGGACAUGCUUUAUUCAGUCAGUUGGACAUUCUAUAUUUGCUAUUUUACAGAAAGCAGGUUUCCUGUAAGAAUGUAAGGAGAGGAUACGAGUGUGUAUGAGUGAGUGAGUGUACCACAGCUGCAGGAUUGUUCAGAUUGCUUAUUUAGGAGCUGUAAAAGCAGAAAGCAGUAGAGUUAUCAUUUUAUUGGCACAGGCAUAGAUUGGGAACAUAUUCUACCCUCAUCAAAUCUGAUACAGAUUUGUUAACUAUUUACCUUUUGAACAUUUUUUGGACACUGUGACAAAAUAAAGCUUUCUGAAUGUUGA